Messenger RNA from Quercus robur (English oak), 1204 nucleotides. Its product is annotated as co-chaperone protein p23-2. The transcript is spliced from 4 exons. Gene Ontology annotation, cellular component: nucleus; cytosol. The record is from RefSeq and is a predicted model, not a curated record. Gene Ontology annotation, molecular function: Hsp90 protein binding; protein-folding chaperone binding. Gene Ontology annotation, biological process: protein folding; chaperone-mediated protein complex assembly. The coding region runs from base 214 to 648 and encodes 144 amino acids. Lineage: Eukaryota; Viridiplantae; Streptophyta; Magnoliopsida; Fagales; Fagaceae.
AAGGUUGAAACUUGAAAGACAAGUUGGAGAAGCGAGUUGUUGAGAAAAAGAUACCUUGCCUUGGUUGUGAGUGUACGGAGUAGAGUGAGUGUUUGGUUGUUUUGUUUUGAUAUAUCGUUCCGUUCCACACUCACUCCCUGUAACACACGCACGCACGCACGCGACCUUUCACUGAAACAUCGUUCAUUCUACGUUCACAAAAUCAAAAUCCAAAUGAGUCGCAAUCCAGAGGUUCUUUGGGCGCAGCGCUCUGACAAGGUUUAUCUGACAGUAGCUCUACCUGAUGCAAAGGAUAUUUCUGUCAAGUGUGAGCCCCAGGGAAAAUUUAGUUUCUCUGCUCGAGGGGUGCAAGGUGAAUCCUUUGACUUAAGUUUGGAACUUUAUGGAGCAAUAGUACCUGAGGGUUGUAAAACUAAAGUUGGGUUGAGGAACAUUCUGUGUUCAAUCCAGAAAGAGCAAAAGGGUUGGUGGAAAAGAUUGUUAAAGUCAGAAGAAAAACCUGCACCGUACAUUAAGGUUGAUUGGAACAAAUGGUGUGAUGAGGACGAGGAAGAGUCUUCUUCUGAUCUGGCCUAUAUUAGCAGGUAUAAAAAAUCCCUAGUUUGCCUAAUCUUUUUGACAUAUGAUGCAGAUAUGCUACAUGUCUGAUGUCUCGAACAAAUUGGAUCAGAAUCAAUUUGGUAUUGCCAUGUGGCAUGGGGAUGUAGUAUGAUAUGGAUUACCCUGUUCAGAAUGUGGAGAUUUGGUAGAUUGUGAUGAUCAUCAUGGCAAAGGAUGACAGGGUAAAAUAAGGGUUAUUCAGGUAGUCCCUUUGUCUCAUUUUGCUGGUCCUGCAAGCAUGACCUUUUAAACAAAAUGGGAUGGAGGGAGUAUGUAUUUGGUUGAUGUUGACUACUCCGUUUAUGACUAGUCAUUUUAGAGCAUAGUAGAUGCAGUUAGCACAUCCUUGGAUCCUAAUGUAUUUAAUAAAAUCUAUAGAAAAGGUAAAAAAGAAAGGUUAAAAUAUGAUUUUGGUUCCCAUAUUAGGUGUUGGUACCCGUGCAGCCUAGUAGAGAUGUGACUUUAAUGCUUUUUAAAAAUAAGUUAUAUAGAUAGCUAUUUGGAGGUUUGUGCCGCACUAUUUGAUGUGGUGUAUUGGCUGGAAUGGAAUGCUAGAAGUUCUGAGAGCUGUGAAUGGUUUAUUCUCAGGAUUAAGUCUUUUUUC